Cydia pomonella (codling moth) is the source of this 2136-nucleotide messenger RNA. RefSeq names its product probable serine/threonine-protein kinase DDB_G0282963. The coding region runs from base 133 to 1971 and encodes 612 amino acids. Lineage: Eukaryota; Metazoa; Arthropoda; Insecta; Lepidoptera; Tortricidae. The transcript has 8 exons. The record is from RefSeq and is a predicted model, not a curated record.
GGUCUAUGCCUGAAACUCGGGGUACUAUUAUUUAUUCUGUGGUAACACCGUCCCUAAUGUCACUUUUGGAAAAGCUGUUUGUGAUGUUUGUCGUUAAACAAAAUAUUGCAAUGCUUUAAUAAGUUUUUCAAGAUGUAUUACUUUUGCGCAAUAUGUAUGAUCAAUACCGAAACCCUAUUAGAUUUAAACCCCAAAUGCCGUCGUCUUUUUGAAGGGAUGGUAUCUCCAUAUAUAGAAGUUACGGAGUGUUUAAAGUACUGCCGUAUCCUGCUAUGCCGGGACUGCAACCGGCUGCUCUGCAGCAUGCUGAUGUUUCAGCAGACCGUGGUCAAAGGAGUGACGAACCUGAUUGCUCUCUACAAACGUUCCAACAUGAUAUACCACAAUCUGCCGGAUGUCAUCAACGCUAACACAGACGUCAUGUUGCCAGUGGUCAACGAGGAGGUCGUCUGCACUACAAAUAGUAUUUUUACCAAACAGCCAGCCAAAGGCGCACCGAGACGGACAGCUCAUAUGUAUGACUUUUCAAAACCUUCAAUACGUAGUAAUAUGCCCAUUCCAAAAACGAUUAAACGAACACCUCCAGUUCUGAUACUCAGAAAGCGUUUGCUAGAGACCAAUAAAACCCCGCCCAGAAAAAGAAAAAGACAAAAUAAGACUGCCGAGCGUAAGGAACAAGAUUUGGAUUCGACGUUGUCUUUUGACUCGGAUUGCUGUUUCUCGGGCGAUCCGGGGUAUGUGCGGCUGGUGGCUACGGAGCAGAUGGACCAUGAAUACAUUAAUACUAAUACGAAUGAUAUGGCUGUUCUAGUCCCUAUUCAAGAUACAAGAGACGAAAGAGAAUCAACAAACACGAAUACGUCAAGCGAAGUGAAGAAGAAACUUAAUCGAGACUUAUAUCAAGCGGUACAACUUGCUGUGGAGUCGCGCUCCAUGUCAGACUUCGACAUCGACCAAUACGAGCCCGAGUCUGACCUUGACCACGCAUUCGAGUCCGGACCCGAGUCACAUCACGACCUAAAGUCGCCACAUCACGACUCGAAGUCGUCACAUCACGACUUAAACUCGCCACAUCAUAAUUCGAAGUCGUCAUAUCACGACUUUAACACGUCACAUCACGAAUCGAAGUCGCCACAUCACGACAUAAACUCGCCACAUCACGAAUCGAAGCAGUCACAUUACAUCUCGAAGUCGUCACAUAACGACUUAAACUCGUCACAUAACGACUUAAACUCGUCACAUCACGCCUCAAAGUCAUCGCAUCACGACUCAAACACGUCACAUUACGAAACGAACUCGUCACAUCACGUCUUAAACUCGCCACCUGACCACUCGAAGUCGACACAUCACGACUCGAAGUUGACGCUCAGCUGCGAGUCCGAUUACGAGGACGCGGAGCAUUACCCCAACAUCAUGCUUGCAAAGGUGUUCAGUGGGGUUACGAAGAGAGAGGUGUCGGAGGAUAUACAGAAAAAAUUGCACCUCACAAGAAGAAAGUCGUCAAAUCACGACUUAAACUCGCCACAUUACAAGUCGAAGUCGUCACAUCACGACUUGAAGUUGUCACAUUACGACUUAAACUCGCCCCAUCACGAAACGAAUUCGUCACAUCACGACUUAAACUCGCCACGUCUCGGCUCGAAGUCGUCACAUCAAGAGUCGAAGUCGUCAAAUCACGACUCGAAGUCGUCACAUCACGACUUAGAGUCGUCUCCCAACUCGGAGUUGACGCUCAGCUGCGAGUCCGAUUACGAGGACGCGGAGAACUACCCCAACAUCAUGCUUGCCAAGGCGUUCAGUGGGGUUACGGAGGGAGAGGUGUCGGAGGAUAUACAGAAAACAGCGCACCUCGUUCUGGACCCGCCGAGCGAGUGGCCGUGCACAGUGGACCGCUGUUACGGACACACACAACACACCGAUAGCAGCGACUCUGACGUGAUUGCAGAUGAAGACACCAGGUUAGUGUCAUAAAUGGAUCCAUUUUGUACAGGUUUGAACCCGCCGAGCGAGUUUCUGUGCAUGGUGGACCGCUGUUACGGACACACACAACACACCGAUAGCAGCGACUCUGACGUGAUUGCAGAUGAAGACACCAGGUUAGUGUCAUAAAUGGAUCCAUUUUGUACAGGUUUGAAC